AUGGUGAAACAAAAAUCCACAACAACAACGUCGACACAGAGGGCUACUAGGUCCUCCUCUAAGGUAGCAGAAGGAGCGAAUCAGACGGGUGAUCCCGGAGACCAGGGGGGUAUCCUAAUCGAUAACGACACUUCCUUUCACGAAGAGAUCGAGGGACACAAAUCGGACGUCAGCAAUGGUGGGAGUGAGAGAGGAGAAGACAGCGGAAGGGGAGUUGAUGAAGCAGGGUUGGAUCACAUACCGGAAGGAGAAGAGCAAGAACCAUCGAGGGAACCGAUCAAACUGGUUCUGAAGAACGGUCGAUUCGUUAACUUGAAUCAGCUUCAAGAUGGUCCGGAAGGUGACUCGUCGUCAGAAGACUCAGAGCCAAUGUCCUACUCCGCCCCAAAAGGGAAGUCAAGCAGCUCGAAAAAGAAGGACAAGGCGGGAAAAGGGAAAUCCUCCGAGCGCGUGGCGUGGCUGGAGGAAAUCGUGAGAGAGGUGAAGUCAGGCCACUUGAACCGAGUGAGACCCCUUCAGAAGCGCUUUUACGACAAGUACGGCGAUAAUGAACCCCGCCCGUCGUCGAAAAAGGAUAAAGAGAAGAGAGCGAAACGGAGUAAAUUGAAAGAGUCAUCCUCCAAGUCUAGGAAGAGAGAGAAAUCUCACAAGAAGAAGAAAGGCAAGAGGAAGCCUUCUUCCGACUCUUCUUCCUCUAGUUCAGACUCAGACUCGUCUAGCAAUUUUUCGGACUCGGAUUCUCCGGCUCCUCUUCACGCCCAGUCCUCGGACUCCUCAAACUCUGAUUUGUCCGAUUCCUCCUCCUCGUUGAGUCCUUCCAGGAACAAACCAAAGUCAAAGAAGGUCAACUUCAGAGAGAUGAAGAACACUGGAGGAGUCGUAAUAGGAAUAGGGGAAGAGGGCAGAAAGGCGCUUACCAAGGAGAGGGAGAGCAGAGCCAAGGCGCUCAGAGGCCGUUCGUUGUCCUUAUUCAGGGCUGUGCGGAAGAGAUUAGCUGAGUCUGAUGAUUGGCCAAAAUCUCUUCACGUGUUCGACAGAUCAAGCGUCAACUUCACGGGCACCGGCAGGUCAGAGCACCACCCCAGUAGUGGAACCGAAGGGUAG
This is a messenger RNA of Melampsora larici-populina 98AG31, 1104 nucleotides long. RefSeq lists its product as uncharacterized. NCBI's taxonomy places the organism in Eukaryota, Fungi, Basidiomycota, Pucciniomycetes, Pucciniales, Melampsoraceae. The transcript has 4 exons. The record is from RefSeq and is a predicted model, not a curated record. Bases 1 to 1104 code for a protein of 367 amino acids.